AUGACACCUGAUCGUGACAACGAUUCUAUGUUACCAAAUGGGUUAUGCGAUGACAGACGACCGAGUCCGCCAGCGUGGAGGCCGCCACGGUCGAUAGCCGAAUCGUUACUUCCACAACAUUCCUUGAUAUCUGUUGCGCAUCCUCAUACGAUAAACGCAUCAGUACAACCUCGCGCAAGUCCAAAUUCGUCGCCACCAUUUCAAGCGGCGCCACCAGCCUUCCUUUCUGGAACUACUAUUGGUGUAUGCCCUGAUCACCUUGGUGGUAGACCAUCAGGCGCGGACUGUCCGAAAUGCGAACUUAUUUUGAAUUCAGGUAGACUCGGCGGCCCAUUGGCGGGCAUGCACAGUCGUAAUUCCUGCAAAACAUUGAAAUGUCCAAAAUGCAACUGGCAUUACAAAUACCAGGAAACUUUAGAAAUACACAUGAAAGAAAAGCACCCUGAAGCGGAAACCAGCUGCAUUUAUUGCAUUGCUGGACAACCACAUCCUCGAUUGGCCCGUGGUGAGACCUACACAUGUGGUUACAAGCCGUACCGAUGUGAAGUUUGCAACUAUUCUACCACAACUAAAGGCAACCUUAGCAUUCACAUGCAAUCAGACAAGCAUUUAAACAACAUGCAAGAACUGCAAAAUGGCGGCAACCCCGGAGAAAGUUCAUUGCCACCAGCUCCUCAGCAUACCCCGCCAGGCGGGCAUAAACCACCGCUACCUCAUCAUUCGCCCUUAGGUCAAAAGCCAAAACCGACCUUUCGCUGUGAUGUCUGCAAUUACGAGACUAAUGUUGCACGCAAUCUGCGAAUACACAUGACCUCGGAGAAGCACACACACAAUAUGCUGGUGCUGCAGCAAAACGUGAAACACAUGCAAACCCUUUCUGCAUUACACCAUAGACAACAAAGCCAGCAGCAGUUGGAAAGCUUGUUACAUUUCCAUAGCGGCGAAGCGCCUCCACCGAAUCCAGAAGCCGCCCUCGCCGACAUGGCGUACAACCAAGCCCUGAUGAUACAACUCAUGACUGGAGGCCCCGGGCCAUCACCACCCGAACUGGGGGCGCAUCUAGACGUUGGACUCAACCCAGAAGCGAUGGAACCACCACCCGAACCAGCUGAUCCCGAGCCAGAGAGGACAUACCACUGUUGCAUCUGCAACUGCUUCUCCACCGAUUCGUUAGAAGCACUCGGCCACCACUUGGCGCAGGACCGUACGAAGAUACGCGAACAGGAGAUCCUGGCCCUGGUAGCAGGACACUACGUCUGCAAGCUGUGCACGUACAAAACGAACCUCAAGGCCAACUUUCAGCUGCACUGCAAGACUGACAAGCAUCUGCAGCGGCUGCAGCACGUGAACCACGUCAAGGAGGGCGGGCCGCGGAACGAGUGGAAGCUGAAGUUCUGCGGUGGAGUGGGCACUAGUGGUGCAGGUGUCGGUGGAGUGCAGGUACGAUGCUGCGCUUGCGACUACUACACGAACUCCGCCCACAAGCUGCAGUUGCACGCCGCUGGGGCGCGGCACGAAGCGGCCGCCUUGUUACUGAGGCACCUCCGGGAGUGCGCGGCCAGGAUCCCACGUGACCGCGCACGCGUGUACCGCUGCGCCCUUUGCGGCUUCGGCGCGCCGCACCGUCUGCCCCUCCUGCAGCACGUGCGCUCCGUGAAACACUUGCAAAUGGAGCAAAUCCAUCAGCUGCAACGGCGCUCCGAGGGCAAGGACCCCACGCCAGACGUCGCCGAGCUCUUCCAAGUUAUUCCCCAACCGCCUGAGCUGCCAAGCCCGUACGAUCAACAGGAAGACAAUAAGGAGCCAAUCGACCAAAAACCCGAAUUGACUCAAGAACAGAAAAUGAUGCGAUUCUUGGAGCAGCACCAACACCAGCACCAGCAGCAACAGCAGCAACAACAACAACAACAGCCGCCGCUCCAGCAACAGCCCCAACAAGGGCCGAGCGAACGCGAAGACGAUCACGACACUCCCGGACAACACGCCUGCCCAUACUGCAACUUUAGUUGCGCCGCCGAAUCCAGACUGCACGCGCACGUCACCACCGUGCACGGAGACACGGCGCGUCAUUUCAUCUGCCCUCUAUGCCAGGAUGCGUUCAAAGAGCGGCCGGCCCUAGAAAGGCAUGUCAUGCAAAUACAUUCGGUCAACUCCGAGGGCCUACAGAGACUGCUACUCCUUGUUGACCAAAGCCAUUGGCUGAAUGGGGGAUCACACCCGCAGAGGGAGGAAACCCGACAAGCAGAGGACGACCGCGAGAUCUCUUCGCCGCGCUCGGAGGGGAGCGUGGACGGCGAAACCGAGCGAUGCUCCACUUGCAACAGGACGUUCCGCAACGUCGACGAACUCUGCCAUCACCAGAACGAAUCGGGCCAUUUGGAACUGAAGCAGACACCGCAAGGCCCCGGAUACUUCUGUUGGAAGAAAGGCUGCAACAGAUACUUCGACGCGGCGCACGCCCUACAAAAUCACUUUAGGGAAGCUCACGCUCGCAACUCUAUUGCGAACAUGUCGGUGUCCGAAAAACACGUAUAUAAAUACAGGUGUAAUCAAUGCAGCUUAGCUUUCAAAACCAUUGAGAAAUUACAAUUACACUCUCAAUAUCACGUCAUAAGGGACGCAACAAAAUGUGUGCUAUGCGGACGAAGCUUCCGUUCUGUCUUAGCUCUACAGAAACAUGUCGAGACCUCUCACUCUGAGCUCUCGGAAGAAGAUCUCGCUGCGUUCAAAAGGAGUCUCGCAUCAAAUCCUUUACUACAAGCGAACCAGGGCACUGCACUAGAUCCUGCUACGGCUGAAUUAUUACGCAAAGAAGCUCUUAGGACUCCAGACGAUGAGCUAGGUGAGAUGGAAGAUCGCGAUUCGAGCGCCACCGCUGCUGACGAAUCGGGCCAUAACGAUGCCGAAAACUCCGACGAUUCGAUAAUAUAUAAAGAUCAACAAUUUUUGGAAGACUACUUAAACUCGCAGGCAAUGGCCGAAGACUCAUACAAUGACCCGAACAGGAAAUAUAAAUGUCACCGAUGCAAAGUGGCAUUCACCCGCCAGUCUUAUUUAACUGCUCACAAUAAAACGCUUUUGCACAGAAAAGGCGAAAAGCUAACAUACCCGAUGGAAAAAUACCUCGAUCCAAAUAGACCUUUCAAAUGCGAUGUAUGCAAGGAGUCGUUUACACAAAAGAAUAUUUUGCUUGUUCAUUACAACAGUGUUAGUCAUUUGCACAAAUUAAAGAGGGCCAUGCAAGAACAACAGAACAAUAACAACCCUCCCGUAUCACCCGGAGCUGGGACAGCGCCCUCCAAUUUGACGCUCACCCCAAAAAGUACAUCUAGCGAAGAAGACGAUCGUAAACGUUAUAAGUGCAAUAUAUGCAAAGUAGCUUACACGCAGGGCAGCACCCUAGACAUUCACAUGAGAUCGGUGCUGCAUCAAACGCGAGCGGGUAAGUUGCAAGAGCUCGCCGCGGCCGGCCACGUGGACUUGACGCGUCCUUUAGUCGAGCAACCCGAUAGAACGGACCCCGCGAAAAUAUUACAAGACGUAUUGUCGCCGAAAAAUACAUCCCCUUCUUCGACGAGCAGCGGGGGGCCCCGCUCCUCGCCCCCCGCGCGCCCAGGUAGCCCUCGCUCCCCUCGCGCAGGUAGCGCCUCGUGCGAUCGGUGCCACGCGUCAUUUCCUAACGUUGAGCUACUCGACGCACACCGUGCGACCUCAUGUCCGUUUGGCGAUGCGCGGGCGCAUUCGCCGCUAGGUGACGCGGAGCAAGCUGCGCUGGACGAGAUGGUCGCCAAGGGCAACCCGCCCAAACGAAACUCACAAAUGUAUAAGCAGCUUUUGGAGACAUUCGGCUUCGAUCUCGUCAUGCAAUACAAUGAGAAUCAACGGCGGAAAUUGCAAGAGGAGCGCGAAAUGGCGCGCGCGCCCAGCCCGCCGCCCCCGCCCCCUGAAGAAAAGCCUCCGGAUGGGGAAACGAAAUCGACGUGUCAACAUUGUAACAAGGAAUUCUCUAGUGUGUUCGUUUUAAAAACUCAUUGUGAAGAAGUGCAUAAAGAUAAAGUUCCGCUCGAGUUUUUAGAGCAAUUCGCGGAGCAGUUCAAAUCAGAAUAUGAGAGGAAAUCGGGAGCGCCAAAUUCGCCCCGUGCGGCAUCGCCCGCGCCGCAGGACGAGAGGUCGCCUUCGCCGCGGGGCGAGGCUAAUAACAGCUUCAAUGAAAACGGUACUGGUCCGGGUGAUGCGCAGGCAGGAGCCCUGCUAGCGGCUCAGGUGCAAGAAAUGCAAGCUGCACUCAACAUGCUACAAUUACAGCAACAGCUCGGACAGCUGCACCCUAUGAUGGCUCAGAUGUUGUCCCUGGGACUUCCUUUGGGCUUGAACGUCGGAGCUCUGGCUGCUAUGAACCUGCAGCCACCGCUGGUUCCUCUGAUGCUUCCACCUCCACCUUUCGACGCAAUGCCAUUCGCACACGACGCGCAAAUUAAACAACAGCAGCUAUUGCAGCAACAGCAACAGGCGAAUGCUGCGGCCGGACAAAAGCGUGCGCGCACUCGUAUAACGGAUGAACAAUUGAAAAUACUACGAGCGCACUUCGACAUUAAUAAUUCUCCCAGCGACGAAGCAAUUGCGAAGAUGGCUCAGCAGUCAGGUUUAGCGACAAAAGUUAUCAAGCACUGGUUCCGGAACACUCUGUUUAAGGAGCGUCAACGCAAUAAGGACUCGCCUUAUAACUUUAAUAAUCCUCCUUCAACAACACUUAAUCUCGAAGAAUACGAGAAAACUGGCGAAGCCAAAGUGACUCCUUUGGAUUCAUCGGCGAGUUCUGAUGAAGGCAAACCACCACCUGAAAAAAAAGCAAAAACUGAAGACACUACACCAAUAACACAUCAGGAAGUCAAAUCUGAACCAAAUGACGAACCGACAAUGGAAGAGAAAUAUAAUUCUUAUGACGACAGACAUCAAGAGGAUAAGAGUUUUAUAUUUCCUCAGGCCCCAUUACAAAGUCCGGCAUUAAAUAAUUCUGAUCAUCAACAAAAUAUUUCACGACCACAGACACCAACACAUUUGUCGCUAAAUUCAUUAAUCCAGUCUCAGUUAGAUUCAAUACCGGCGACAAGUAUACCACAACCACCACAUCCAUCUAUGUUGCCGCCAAAAUUAAAUCCAAACUUCACGUCCCCAAACUCCGCGCCCCCGAACGUCCUGCCUUUGACCCCAAAUCGCAGCCUGAGUCCUGGCAGAGGACCGGCGGAUUUCGGACUUUCCGGGGGCAACUCGAAUGGAUCCAACAGCUCGGGGUCUUCUGGCAAACGCGCCAACAGAACUAGAUUCACUGAUUAUCAAAUCAAAGUACUACAAGAAUUUUUUGAGAACAACGCCUAUCCUAAAGAUGAUGACUUAGAAUAUCUUUCAAAACUCCUUGGACUAAGUCCUAGAGUUAUUGUGGUGUGGUUUCAAAACGCUCGCCAAAAAGCACGAAAAGUUUAUGAAAAUCAGCCAGCAGCAGAACCACCCACUGGAGCAACCGAUGAUGCAAAUAGAUUUCAACGUACUCCUGGUUUAAAUUAUCAAUGCAAGAAAUGCCAGUUAGUGUUUCAGAGAUACUAUGAAUUGAUAAGACAUCAGAAAACACAUUGUUUUAAAGAAGAAGACGCGAAGCGUUCAGCUCAAGCUCAGGCAGCUGCCGCCCAAGUAGCUGCUACUCUGAGUAGUGAAGAUUCAAAUUCAAGCACAGUUGAACAUCAUGUGCCUCACGUACCAGUUUCUCCUGCUCCACCUCGUACUCCAACACCCGCUGCCCCUAACUACCCAGUAUCGCCGGCUCCACAGGCCCCUCUUACACCAGUAACUCCCAUUACUCAUCAGCCACGAACCGAAGAGAAAGACGAUAAUUUUCAAUGCGAUAAAUGCAACCUUGUCUUCCCUCGAUUUGAUUUAUGGCGGGAACAUCAACUUGUUCAUAUAAUGAACCCAAACUUAUUUCCCACGUAUCCACCAGAUUCACCAUUUGGAAUACUUCAACAACACGCACAGUUACAACAAUUAAACGCCACGCUUGCUAAUGAGGAAUCACGUCAUCCUUUAGUGGCAGCACUUAACCAACAAGUUGCGAAAAGGAAAUUUGAUGAAUUUGAAGAAAUAGACACAGGAGAACAACCAAAAGACAAACGGUUAAGAACUACCAUUUUGCCAGAACAAUUAGAUUACUUAUACCAAAAGUAUCAAAUAGAGUCAAAUCCAUCACGAAAAAUGUUGGAAAAUAUUGCUCGAGAAGUGGGUUUAAAAAAAAGGGUGGUACAAGUUUGGUUUCAAAAUACAAGAGCUCGGGAGAGAAAAGGCCAAUUUCGGGCCCAUGCACAGGUUAUCAAUAAACGAUGUCCCUUUUGUCCUGCGUUAUUUAAAGUGAAGAGUGCUUUAGAGAGCCACUUAAGCACCAAACACGCAGAUCAGUGUGCACGAGGUGAAAUAAACGUAGAUGCUCUACCAGAUGAAGAAUUAAGCACCGAAUCAACCCCAAGCUUUGGUUCUCAACAAAGUGAUAGGCAGCAAAAUUUUUCCCAAGGGGGGGCUCCCAUGUUGCCCCCUAUUUUCCCGCCUUUUCACUCAGACAUGGAGAAAUUUAUCAAGCAGUACAGUGAAGAAUCAAUGAAACGCUACGUAAGUGAAUUGCAAGCUCACGCUGUCGCGCAACAAAAUGGCGCUAAUAAUGAGUCUGCAGAAAGACAAUUAUCUCAUGGAAAAUCAGAAAUACCAUUAGAUCUCAGCAAGCCAGUAGACCUGUCACGCCCAGGAUCGGAUGCAGAUGAACGCUCAGACACUGCGUCAGAAACAAUGGAGUUCUACGAGGAAGAUGAGCCGACGUCACCAUUACCAGGUCAACAACAAACGACCCGGCCACCUGGAAAACGCUUCCGCACUCAAAUGUCAUCAGUACAAGUAAAAAUAAUGAAGUCUUUGUUCAACGACUACAAAACACCAACAAUGGCGGAGUGUGAAGCCUUGGGCCGAGAAAUUGGCUUACCCAAGCGCGUGGUGCAAGUAUGGUUCCAGAAUGCACGUGCCAAAGAAAAGAAAGCACGACUAGCGGCAGGCUUGUCGGAAGUGUCGGACGCACCUCCGCCGGAGGAAUGUCGCGUUUGCGAUUUUAAGUACAGCCACAAGUAUUCAGUGCAAGAUCACGUGUUCACGCGCGGGCACAUCGCAGCUGUGCGCGCGCGGUUAGAGAGCGGCGUUGGCGGUGCGGACGACGGCACGCUGGCCCUCAUGCAGAUGGCGGCACGGCUCGAGAGCGGCAUCGGCAGCGAACUGCACAACGCUUUUCUGAGACCCCAACUCGCCGGCAACGGUGAGUGCACCACU
Messenger RNA from Iphiclides podalirius (scarce swallowtail), 7353 nucleotides. The record is from the annotation of a GenBank genome assembly. Lineage: Eukaryota; Metazoa; Arthropoda; Insecta; Lepidoptera; Papilionidae.